CGGCGUUGACGCUACCUGCGGCAAAUCAACGGUUCCCGCUUGACCACUUUUUGCGUCAACUCAACACGCCUCUGAUGGGCAAUGCUCGUCGUUGGAUAUUGUUGACUCUUUUCUUGUCCAAACGCUUCGUUUUCUCUUCUACUUUCCCCCUACCUAUUCUCAUUCAGCCUCCCGCCUAAAAUAUCUGCAACCCCUCGUCACCUAUUAACGGGCCUAUUUUCUUUCCAUCACAUCUUAUACCUGGCGAGGUUGGAUGCCCUUGAUGAUGCCUGACUCGACGGGACCCGCUAUAUCUACUGUCAAGCGCGCAUGCGAUUGUUGUCAUAAAAGAAAGGUCAAGUGCAUUGGCGAUGGUACUCGACCCUGCAAGAACUGCACUGCAGCUGGCCUGACAUGCACCUACAACGCCAUUCCUCAGAAGAAGGGACCGAAGGGAAGCAGAGCAAAGGUCAUCUCUGAGCUUCGCGAAACACAAAGGCAGUCGCAAUUGGCGGCUCGCGCAAGACACGGACUCGGAUUCGAGGCGUCACAAUAUGCCAAUGCCUUCUCGAGGACACCGGACUUGCUGUCCAUGGAGCUCAUCACAUCAUGCGUAGACUACUUCUUCGCAAACAUGUACCCAACGCAGCCAAUCCUACAUCGUCAGAAGGUUGGUGAGACGAUUGGAAAGAUGGAGAAUUCGGUAGAGGCGUACUGUUUGGUCGUCUCGCUUUGCUCAUACAUGCUCAUCCAACCAAACACCAAGCUCCCGGCUGGCAUCGUCCCGGACGCCGAAGCACCCAAUGCUCAUCUCAACUUGGGCAUGACGUUGCUUGACGAGGCUAUUCGUGUUCGCAAGGGCUACGACUACAUUGAGAGUCCAAGCAUCUGGUCUGUCAUCACAUCGUUCUUCUUCUUUGGCGCACACUUCUGCCUGGACAAGCACAACACAGCAUGGUUUCACCUCCGCGAAGCAACGACGUUGGCUCAGAUCAUGGGGAUGCAAGACGAGAACCACUACAGCCAAGGUGACUUGGUUGAGACUUCACGACGCCGAAGACUCUACUGGCUUCUGUUUAUCACAGAGAGAGCAUAUGCCAUCCAGCGUCACCGCCCCUUGACUCUCCACGCUACCAUCAACCUUCCCACACUCAACGACGAUCCUGCAGAAACCGUCGAGCUCAGUGGCUUCAUCCACCUCGUCACACUCUUCAAGCCUUUCGAUGAUACAUUUGUUGGACUUUGGAACAAGGCUCGUGUCGGUUGCUCGACCGAGUGGUUGGCAAGACUGCAAAACCAGCUCUCAGAAGCACUUCCGGCAUACCUCCACAGCACUGAGAGCCAGGCUGUCGACUUGAGAACAUCACAGCAAUGGCUCCGAACAAUGGUGUGGCAGCUCUCCAUCAGCCACGGGUAUCUGUCUUCGGCUGCUGCAGACAGCGCCAUGAGCUUCAAAUAUCCUAUCGAGAUUUCGAGAGACUUGAUCGCGGCGACAAGCGGCUUUUCGCAAUCUGCCAUGGAAGUCCACGGCAUUGGACUUGUCGAGAAGCUCUUCGACGUCGCAUGCACCUUGACUGACGUAAUGUCUUGCGUACCCUUCGAGCAACACACUUUCGAAUACGGUCCCCGCGAUUACCUAAACCAGUUCCUUUCACUCAUCUCGACGCUCCGCGGUGGACAGCAGCGUUACCUUCCUCUCCUUCUCUCCAAGAUCAACGACACCCUUCCUCAGAUGCCUACCCCAGGUUUCAGCAUGGUACAAAUGCCUGGUGGCCGUGGCAGAAUCGACGAGAUUUAUGACAGUAGCAAUCCUGCCAGCGGUGACUCUACACCCUUUGGAGGCAGCCCACCACCUCAGCCUGUCGGCCCUCAACUCUUCCAGUCCGCCUACCAGGAUGACUUCAAGCUUCCUGGCCCUACGAGUAACGGCUUCCCCAUGAUGACAUCGGCUCCUUCAUACAACGGCAUCCAAACACCAGCACAACUUCAAGCUGCAUACCAAAAUUCGCGCAACGCAUACUCUGGCCUGGGAGGUCAGUCCGGCUUCGACCACAACCCUUGAGCUUGGUAUCAUUGUGAGAAGCAUCAACCAUGGCAAUGCUAGUAGUCGUCGAUAAUCACAAAGGCUGGGCCUUGCAUGCCACCAGCGGUGUGCGUCGUCAUGUCGUACGACGCAGACAAACGACCACACACAAUCUGCGACGGUCUGGAGAACAAGCUCAACUGGGAACGACUCAAGAGCUGUCCUGCUUGACUCGAGCCCUAAGGACGUGCGUGAAGCCGAGAUUAUGUCUCAGCGCAGAUAGGCCUCGUUGACUCGUCGACGAUCGCGAGCUAUGCGAGCAAGCUUCCUUUCUCACUGGAAAACAGUGCACUACACACUUCUGUAUUUCAAGCGAUGCA
This is a messenger RNA of Aureobasidium subglaciale EXF-2481, 2382 nucleotides long. RefSeq lists its product as uncharacterized. NCBI's taxonomy places the organism in Eukaryota, Fungi, Ascomycota, Dothideomycetes, Dothideales, Saccotheciaceae. Gene Ontology annotation, molecular function: zinc ion binding; DNA binding; DNA-binding transcription factor activity, RNA polymerase II-specific. Gene Ontology annotation, biological process: DNA-templated transcription; regulation of DNA-templated transcription. The record is from RefSeq and is a predicted model, not a curated record. Bases 254 to 2041 code for a protein of 595 amino acids. The transcript is spliced from 2 exons.